Molecule: messenger RNA, 309 nt
Organism: Fusarium keratoplasticum
Lineage: Eukaryota; Fungi; Ascomycota; Sordariomycetes; Hypocreales; Nectriaceae
Exons: 2
Coding region: 1-309 (102 amino acids)
Molecular function (GO): oxidoreductase activity
Source: RefSeq, a predicted model, not a curated record
AUGGCUCAAGUCCUGGUUGUCUAUCCCUCUGGUCCGUCGUUUGACCAUGACUACUACAUCAAGACCCACAUGCCCCUCGUCGCUGCUUCUUGGGGCUCUCUUGGUCUCCUGAGCUGGGAGAUCCUCAACUUCCCCGCCGAUGCUCCUUACCAGGUCCAGGCUACGCUGAAGUGGAAGAGCAUCGCCGACUUUGAGGCUGCCGCUGCCUCCCCCGCAGCUGAGAAGGUUUUUGGGGACAUCAAGAACUUUACUUCUGCUGAGCCUAUUCUUCUCAAGGGCGAUGUCGUUGCCUCUCAGUCUCUGGCUUGA